Molecule: messenger RNA, 3603 nt
Organism: Caenorhabditis angaria
Lineage: Eukaryota; Metazoa; Nematoda; Chromadorea; Rhabditida; Rhabditidae
Source: the annotation of a GenBank genome assembly
AUGGAGAAGCAGGAUAACCAUUUCUCAUUUUUUGAGACUCCAAAUUUUGUGAGACAAUCAGCACAUAUUUUAUCAAUUUUCACUGUUCCUAUUUAUUGGUUAGGUUUUUAUUGUAUUCUUUAUAAAACUCCAGAAAAUGUGAAAAGUGUCAAAAAUUGUAUGCUAAUCACAUUUGUUUUGUAAGUAUUUUUUAAAAUUUGACCAAAGAAAUAUUUUUUGCGCAGAUGUUUCAUUCAAGAUAUUGAUUUGACGUUUCUAACAAUUCCUUAUGUUUUGAUCCCAAGUUAUUCUGGAUUUCCAAUUGGAAUUAUGAGUUAUUUUGGGAUUUCAGUAAAAUAUCAGACAUAUGUUGGACUAUUAUUGAUCUAUGGUUAGUGAGAAAUUUUUCUAAUAAAUGAAAAAAAACUUAUAUUGCAGUUGUCCUAACUUCAAUUUCCUGUCUCCUUGAAAAUCAAUAUCAUAUAAUAAAAAGAAUCCGAACAAGUGCAAUCAUAAUCCAAGGUGCAAUUUACACCAUAAACAUUGCUGUUUUUGUGUACUGCAUAACUUAUAUAUUCACUCAAACUCCAAACCAAAUCGAAGCACGUCAACGAAUUUAUCAAACAUUACCCUCACUUUAUCCAGAAAUUUAUGAAUAUGAGAUUUUUGUGGUCACAGAAGAUUCAGCAAUGCUCACAUAUAUCGUACUGUUGGUUUCAUUGAUAAUGUUCAAUACUCAUUUUUCAUUUGCUCCUCAUUUUUCCAAUUAUAUUCCGCUUCUCGAAAUGCAGUUUUGAGUCAAUUAACUCAAAGUCUACAAAAACGGCUAUUUUUUGGAGUUUGUGUUCAAGUUCUUCUACCAUUUGUUUCUCUUAUUGUUCCAUUGUUGUAUAUUGUCUAUUCCAGCAUUUUUGAAUAUUACAAUCAAAGUGAGUGAUAAUUGAUUGAAAGAGAAAGUUUAUAAAAUCAAUAUAUUUUAGUUCUCAAUAAUUUUGGUGUACUUUGUAUGUUAUUACACGGUUUCCUAUCUGGUUUAACAAUGCUAUUGAUUCAUCGACCUUAUAGAGAUGUCUUAUUUUCUAAGUUCAAAAAGAAAAAGAUGGCUUCAAGUGUUGUACGGUGAGUGGAAAUAUCUAAACAAGUACAAUAUAAAUUUUCAGAACUCAAACAUAUCGUUAUUGAUUAAUCUGAAGUUUUUCGUAAAAUAGAAGUUAUAUUUAUUCUUCCAAUUUGGCAUGAGAUCAUCGAAAAAUAAACACAUUUAAAUAAUACAGAAAAUAAUGUAUUGAUCUUCAGAACCAAUAAAACAUUUUUCACAACAUUUUGUUUUACUUUGUAUAAAAAAUAACAAGGAAACCAUUUUGGCUCAUGGUCGAAUUUUGAGCUCAAAAUUGUUUAUGGUCAGUUUCAGUCAUCCUAAAGAACAUAUAUAAAUCCUGGACCAGGUUUUUCCGAUUUUGCAAUUGAGUUUCUCAUGAUUUGAACUACUGUCCAUUAAAAAAAGUUUGAGCACAAAACUCGACGGCGAGCUGAUCAGGUUCCCUUGUAAGAUCCGAUUUUAUUUGCCGUCGUUCUAUGAACAAAAUUAAUAAACUUGAAACCAUUUUGAUCAAUUUUUCCCCGCCAAAAAUAAUUAAUUAAACUUUUUGAUUUUUUUUGAAACCAAAAAGUGUUAUUCUAUGAAUUUGGGCGUGUCUGAAUAAUCUUCACAGACAACACAUUAUUUUCUUUUUCAUACCUUAUAAUUUUCAAAAACCAUGGAGAAAAAAGUAACAUUUAGUUAUUUCGAAUCUCCAGAAUUUUUGAAAAGCGCAGGCCAUUUUUUAACAUUUAUUACUAUCCCGAUUUAUUUUCUUGGUUUUUAUUGUAUUCUUUUUAAAACUCCAGAUAAUGUGAAAAGUGUCAAAAGUUGCAUGAUGAUGAUGUUUUCUCUGUGGGUUUUUGAAAAAAAAAAACAAAAUACAAAUAAAAUAAUUGUUGUUUUUAUGCAGAUGUUUUAUUCAAGAUAUCGAUUUGACAUUUCUAACAGUUCCAUUUAUUUUACUUCCAAGUUAUUCUGGGUUUCCAGUUGGAAUUAUGAGUCAUGUUGGAGUUUCCAUCAAAACUCAAACUGUAAUUGGAGUUUUUAUAAUUUAUGGUAACCUUUGAUUACUUGAAUAAUUUCUGAAUAACUGAAGUGUCUAGGUGUUCUAACUUCUAUAGCUGGUAUCCUUCAAAAUCAAUAUCAUUUAAUCAAAAAAGUUAAAAUGAAUCCAUUGAUUAUCCAAUUUUUAUUAUAUUUCAUCAAUAUUUUAACCUGUGCAUUUAGUCUUUUCGAUAUUUUCACAAAAACACCAAACCAAGCAGAAGCUCGAGAAAGAGUUUUCAAAAGUCUACCGCCGCUUUAUCCAACAAUUUAUGAAUAUGAUUUAUUUGUGAUUACUGAAGAUUUAGCAUUUGUCUCAAAAUAUAUUAUAUUUCUAAUUUCAUUGGUGGUUGGCGAAUAUAUAUUUUUUAUUAGUGGCUCCUGGUUACAUCUACGAUCCGUUUCUCGAACUACGAAUUUAAGCAGAAUAACACAAAACUUACAAAAACGAUUGUUUUUUGGGAUUUGUAUUCAGGUUUUACUUCCAUUUAUUUCAAUUAUAGUUCCAUUUUCAUAUUUUGUCUAUUCUUGCAUGUACAAUUAUUAUAAUCAAAGUAAGUUGUUCUACAUAUCUUGAUGAAGUAAUAAUUAAAUUUUGAAGUUUUCAAUCACUUUGCAAUUCUUAUCAUGUUAUUUCAUGGUUUCUUGUCUGGUUUAACAAUGCUAAUAAUUCAACGCCCAUAUCGAAAAUUCAUAACAGGCUUUUUCAAUAAAAAUAAAACGUCUCCACAUAUUGUAGGGUUGGUUUAUUUUUUCUUGAUCUACAAGUUUUUCAAAAUUCUUCAUUCAGAACUCAAUCUUAGUAUCGAUACUAACUUCUUGUUUUUGUGGCCUCUGCAAAAAAUUUAAAUAAUCCAGAAAAUAAUGUAUUGAUCUUUAGAACCAAUAAAACAUUUUUCACAACAUUUUGUUUUUUUUGCAGUACCGUUUCCAUCCCAGUGUUGUUUGAAAAAGUUCCGAUUUGAUUCGCCGCCAUUCUAUGAACAAAAAAUAAUGAACUUGAAAUCAUUCUGAUCAAUUUUUCCCCGCCAAAAAUAAUUAAUGAAAAUUUUUGAUUUUUUUUUUGGAAUCAAAAAGUGUUAUUCUAAGAAAUUGGAGGUAUAAAGAAUCUUUACAGACAACACAUUAUUCUCUUUUUCAUACCUCAUAAUUCUUGAAAAACCAUGCAGCAAGAAGGAACAUUCAGUUAUUUAGAAUCUCCAGAAUUUUUGAAAAACGCAGGCCAUUUUGUAUCACUUAUCAGUAUCCCGAUUUAUUUUCUUGGUUUUUAUUGUAUUCUUUAUAAAACUCCAGAUUAUGUGAAAAGUGUUAAAAAUUGUAUGAUGAUAACUUGUUUAUGGUUGGUUUGAAAUUUUUAUGUGGCUAUGUGAAAUUUAAAAAAAUAUAUACUUCAUAGGUGUUUCAUACAAGAUAUCGAUUUAACAUUUCUAACAGUGCCUUUUGUUCUGAUCCCAAGAUAUGCUGGAUUUCCAGUUCGAUGUUUAAGCAAAUUCCAGUAA